Messenger RNA from Drosophila takahashii, 237 nucleotides. RefSeq names its product tabkunin 2. NCBI's taxonomy places the organism in Eukaryota, Metazoa, Arthropoda, Insecta, Diptera, Drosophilidae. The record is from RefSeq and is a predicted model, not a curated record. Gene Ontology annotation, molecular function: serine-type endopeptidase inhibitor activity.
AUGCAGUUUUAUUCCAUUAUCUGCUUAAUUUUUUCCUUACUUGGUUGUGUUUUAUCUCUAAAAAAUCCUAUCUGUGGUGUUAAAUAUGAAGGCGUCGGCCCAUGUAAAAUGUUAAUUACGAAAAUCGUUUAUAUACCAAGCCAAAACAUUUGCAAGACGGUGCACAUAGGUGGAUGUUCAGCUAAAGGAACUUUCUUUAAGAGUAUUAAAGAAUGUGAAACAAGGUGCAAGGAAUAG